GGCCGGGUCGAACAGCCGGACACGGGAGGCGGCUUUCCCUUCGCCCGGCUCGCAAGCCUCGGUUGACUCAGAGAGGGGACUCCGCUUCCGACCACCCUGCCCAGCCUUGGGAAGGGGGCUCCCGGGACCCGGCCCCCGGCCCGACCCCUGCACCUGAGAAGAGAAGCCUCCGAGACCCUCCGGUCCUCUGGGACGCACCCGCCUCUGAUUGCUCAGCUUGCUCUAAGGGGAGGGGGCCCGGAGCUCGGACUUUGGGCCGGCUUGAGUAGGGGUCUCCGGGACGUCCGAAAGGCAGGGAUCUCCGCUCUGCCUAGUGCGCUGCGCGCUGACUUAGGGACCGUCCGUGGUUGGGAGUUCUGGCCCCGGGUGGCUGCAGAGCUCCAGACGAUCUGUGAAAUGGGCUUCGGAGGCUGAGGAUACCAGAGGCUCUGAGUUGCCCUCAAUGAGCAGCGAGUGGCAGUCUAGGGUGGUAGACUUGCUGGGUCCCGCUGGGCCCGCCCCAGCCCCGCCCCAAGGCGGUGCUAGCACAGGCCCCGCCCCCAGGAAGGCAUUUCCGGCGCGGCGGAAUUCCGGGUACCGAGUGUGGCUGCUACUUAGUCUGCCCGGUUGUCGCCGAGAUCCCAUGAGUGCUGCUCCCCUGGUGGGCUACAGCAGCAGCGACUCGGAGGACGAGGCCGAGGCCGGGGCUCAGGGCCUGCCAGGGACUGGAUGCCGCCCUCGGGGCCGGAGCCCCCUCCCCAGCCAGAGGCUGCCCGUGCCAGACAGUGUGCUGCACAUGUUUGCAGGCACCGAUGAGGGGCCCGAAGAUGACAGUGCAAAGCACGGGGGCCGGGUGCGCACCUUUCCCCACGAGCGGGGCAACUGGGCCACCCACGUCUACGUGCCGUAUGAAGCUGGGGAAGAGUUCCUGGACCUGCUGGACGAGGUGCUGCCCCACGCUCAGACGUACGUCCCCCGGCUGGUGAGGAUGGAGGCCUUCCACCUCAGCCUGUCCCAGAGCGUGGUUCUGCGGCAUCACUGGAUCCUUCCCUUCGUGCAGGCUCUGAAAGACCGCGUGGCCUCCCACCAGAGAUUCUGCUUUACUGCCAACCGGGUCAAGAUUUAUACCAAUCAAGAGAAAACCAGGACCUUCGUGGGGCUCGAGGUCACCUCCGGGCACGCCCAGUUCCUGGACCUGGUUUCCGAGGUGGACAGAGUCAUGGAGGAAUUUGACCUCACCACUUUCUACCAGGACCCUUCCUUCCACGUCAGCCUGGCCUGGUGUGUGGGCAAUGCUCGGCUCCAGCUAGAAGGGCAGUGCCUGAGGGAGCUGCAGGACAUGGUGGACCAGUUUGAGGACUCCGAGAUGCUGCUGCGUGUGUACGCCGAGCAGGUCCGCUGCAAGUCUGGAAACAAGUUCUUCUCGGUGCCUCUGAAGUGAGCACCGAAGCCCUCCUUGUCCCAGGAUUCGCCGCGCAGGCCAAGAAAAGAUGGAGGAGGCCACAGGGACGCCUAGGGGUCCCGGCCAGCUGGUUCUCUCCCAGCCCUCUUGGGCUGCGGGGCCCAUGCUGCUGUGUUGUCAUUCCCAAAGAUCACCAGUAGAGGGCAGACUGGGCUCCCUAGUUGUAGGUCUGUGAUUUCUUGCACACACACACACACACACACACACACACACAAAAUGGGGUCACCCGGUGAGCACCCCAUACUCAGCCAGAAUCCCCAACUGUAGUCCCUCCAACAAGGGGCCCCUCCCCACACUCCCCCAAUAGUCCCUUCGCCUUGGUGUUGCGCUGUGACACCGGUGGUCUCAGACCAGCGUUUUUACCCCUUGUGCCCUGGCUCACCCCUGCUCCAGCCAGGACACGGGGUGCCUCGAUGGGACUGUCCCCCUGCCUCGCUGAAGCUCGUCUCUUCCACUUAUUUAUUUCUCCUCUCACCUCUUCCGAUGCCAGUGGAGGCCAUUGCAGGGCCAAGGGUCAGGGUGCUACUUUGAGGUAAUGCAUCGGUUUUCUCCACUCCUUCCUCCCACACGCCCCCAGCCAGGUGCCUGGGGAGACUCACACAGAUGCUCCAUCCCGGCCUCACUGGUGGUUCGACGCCAGGCCGCCAACGCGGUGUGACCUCUGGCUUCCCACCCGCUUUCCCAGCGGCAGAGAGGAGCUGCCCCCCCACCCCAGUCAGGACUCCAGUUCCUCGGCCCCUGACCGCCCACUCUGGCCCGUGGGCCUUCUGAGGGGACUCGGACAGAGGGCCGGGGUCGCACAGGACUGUGAUUCUUCAAGUUCUCACAAGAGCAAAGGACCAGGCCUCUCCAGCUGCCACUUGGAUUUCUGGGGACGGAUGAAGAGAUAUUUUUAUGUUAAGAGUUUUAAGUUAUGCUCAACGAAUAAAGAUUAGUUUUUAUUUUGGA
Messenger RNA from Phyllostomus discolor (pale spear-nosed bat), 2389 nucleotides. RefSeq names its product U6 snRNA biogenesis phosphodiesterase 1 (gene USB1). The coding region runs from base 443 to 1420 and encodes 325 amino acids. Lineage: Eukaryota; Metazoa; Chordata; Mammalia; Chiroptera; Phyllostomidae. The transcript is spliced from 7 exons. Gene Ontology annotation, molecular function: 3'-5'-RNA exonuclease activity. Gene Ontology annotation, biological process: U6 snRNA 3'-end processing. The record is from RefSeq and is a predicted model, not a curated record. Gene Ontology annotation, cellular component: nucleus.